AUGGCCCCAACUAAAGCUAGGGCAAUGCCGUCAAUGCCGGAAAUGGCAUAUUGCCUUCAGGGGGAUUCGCCUGACCAAACACAACUUGUCACUCUCAAGGUUCUUUACAUGAUCGACAAUAAAACCACCUUUCUAGCAAGAUCAAGUCUGCCAACUACUGCUAGAACUGCGAAUAUACAUAUACAAGGCUCCGAAGAAUCGAUCAAAGUCGGUGCAGUACCAUUGAAUAUGUGUCUGCGACUAGUCAUGGAAACUAGCCCCGAGUUAUUCAGUGGCCAGGAUCUUGAUUACUCAUUGUACUCGAAGGAUGUCUCGGAACCCGGUGAACCGUUUGUUGGUCAUGGUUUAUAUUCAAAAGUACAAAACAAUGGCAACGUGCUUGUAAGUGGCCUGGUAUGCCAGUCGUUCAUGGGUAUCUUCAACCAAGGUGAAUCCUCUUCUGUAAGCGAUACAUUAGAAGUAAGACUUCGACUAUCCCGCAUGUUUCGUGUCAAAAAUGACGAUGAACAAGCUCAAUCUGGGCAAAACAUUGAACUAGAUGAUCAGGAAUAUUUUCAAAGGUUCCGAAAGAGGAAAUCCGUUAGUAAAGCGUCCAACUCUAAAGAGUAUCCAGUAAAAGCUACUCGAACUCAAUCAAUGCCCCAAACAUUUAUAGGCUUGGGCAAUAUAAAUACCAUCCCACAACGCAUAAAAAUGGCAGAACUAGAAAAAUCUUCACAGGAACUAAGUACUAUUGAUGAAUCUAUUGAGCAACGCUUUCAAGGUACUAAACUACUUAGCAUGUCAACCAAAAAGAGAAAUAAGAAAAUUUUGCCAAAAGCAGCCAACAGCCCCUCUGUAGGAGUGUCUCAAUGCAUUAACUGCAAGUCAACUAAUUCAAGCCAAUGGAAGUAUCAUAAAUCGGGUAUUUUUGAGUUUGGCAAUAGCGGUAUGUUGUGUUUAGAUUGCAACGAAAUGCAAUUGUCAAACGACAUUAAAGGUCUCAGAGAAAGAGGACGCUUAGCCAAUCAGGGAUUUUUGGACGCUCCUUACAAGAAUUCCAAGAAGCAAGCACGCGCAGGUCGUUUUAAAGCAGGAGUUGAUGAUCCCAGCUCGGAAGGUAACAGUAGUGUCAUAUCGUACAACGAACAGGUGUCAUCUCCGACUACUAGUUUUCUGAUAUCAUCGGGAUCCAAGAAGCUCCCAUUAUUUCCGCAACCAAAGGGGAAAUCUCUCUCCAAACCGAAGGGCAAGAAAGGUACAAACUCUCCAGGGUAUUCAUCUUCACCUACGGUGACUAAUAUCAAGGAUAAGACAACCAACAACUCUCUCAUCGAUAACAAUGGCAACCAACCACUUCAGCACAAUAACUAUCAUCCAAAUAAUACUAACUUAAAUCCACCAGUGGCGUCAAAUUCUAGUGCGACUACGUUUAAUGUUUUAGAGGACUACGACUUGCUCCACUUCAACACAGCUCCAUUGACUGAUCUAGAUCCAUUACCCUCCAUUGCAUACACUAAUAAGAAUGACGACGAGAAUGAUAAGGAAAAUCUUCCACCUUCUGAUGAAAAUAACGAAUUGCAAGGCCUUUUGGAUAACCACGAGUUAGACAAGAUGUUUACCGCAUUCUCUGGCAAUCAACGCCCAGGCGAGACUCCUAACUUUUUAUUUUCAGGCUCGCCAUCCCAAUGGAUUGAAUUGGCCUCCCCUGGAAAAGAAACUAAGGGUGAUGAGGCCACUCCAGUAGAUGUAGAGACAUGUCAAACGUUGGAAUGCAACGAUGACGAUUCAUCCUACAAUAGCAAGAAGGAAUCGAAGAUCAGCACAAUGCCUUCUUCUCCUUUCAUGGCAUCCGGCAGGGAUGGUACUUAA
Komagataella phaffii GS115 is the source of this 1851-nucleotide messenger RNA. RefSeq lists its product as hypothetical. The transcript has a single exon. Gene Ontology annotation, biological process: regulation of transcription by RNA polymerase II; silent mating-type cassette heterochromatin formation; rDNA heterochromatin formation. NCBI's taxonomy places the organism in Eukaryota, Fungi, Ascomycota, Pichiomycetes, Pichiales, Pichiaceae. The record is from RefSeq and is a predicted model, not a curated record. The coding region runs from base 1 to 1851 and encodes 616 amino acids.